Penicillium cosmopolitanum is the source of this 507-nucleotide messenger RNA. RefSeq lists its product as uncharacterized. Bases 1 to 507 code for a protein of 168 amino acids. The transcript has a single exon. Lineage: Eukaryota; Fungi; Ascomycota; Eurotiomycetes; Eurotiales; Aspergillaceae. The record is from RefSeq and is a predicted model, not a curated record.
AUGUCGGAUCCAGUGGUCCUACAAUCUGCGGUCCGUGUGCCCACCCCUCCCCCGGGCGCCGACUCCCCAACCGCAGCCUCUCGAAAGCGCUCACCUCCUUCUCGGUCGCCCUCCCCCAAUCGUCGUCGGUCGCCACCGGGUGACUCUCAGAGCAGGGAAAAUGUCGAUGUGCCUCGGAUGGAUGAUGAUCGCGCAAUUGAAAGAGAGCGACAGCUUGCCGAGCGAGUGCGCGAACAUGAAAAGCAGGAGGCUGCUCGCAAGCCCAUGACCGAGGAGGAAAAGCAAGCAUCGGCCAAGGCGGAGUACGAGAAGCUGUUGAAUAUGCGAUCCGGUGGCACAUAUAUCCCCCCCAGCACGACUUCGUGCGCUGCAGGCCCAGAUCACCGACAAGACCAGCAAGGAGUACCAGCGCAUGGCCUGGGAGGCGCUGAAAAAGUCGAUCAACGGUCUGAUCAACAAAGUCAAUGUCUCCAAUAUCAAAUAUAUCGUCCCCGAACUCUUUGGUGA